This is a messenger RNA of Wyeomyia smithii (pitcher-plant mosquito), 4169 nucleotides long. It is a transcript of the gene 14-3-3zeta, whose product is annotated as 14-3-3 protein zeta. Bases 703 to 1449 code for a protein of 248 amino acids. The record is from RefSeq and is a predicted model, not a curated record. Gene Ontology annotation, biological process: signal transduction. The transcript is spliced from 7 exons. Lineage: Eukaryota; Metazoa; Arthropoda; Insecta; Diptera; Culicidae. Gene Ontology annotation, cellular component: cytoplasm.
GAUUUUUCCACCAUCGUGGAUACUUACAUAGACACCAGAAUAGCCUUUUGUGGAAGGGGAUGAUUGCACCAUGCCGAGAAGGACGGUGGCUAGGAGGAAAGCGACAUAAUCAUUUGUCUAGCUUCCAGUUCAUACUAUAUUUUGCGACACAGAAUUUUCACAUGGCGUGUUUCGAAAGCUUUGCUUCCUUGUACAUUUAUGUACUUUCGCGAGGAGUCGGCUCCAUUGCUUCCACAGUACAUGAAAAGGACAUGCUCACUGCACAAAGCGGGGUUAUAUACUUGCGACAGGCAGGACUGUGACUUCGAGUCCUGCCAGGCACAGAAGGUCUCAGUUGGUGUUAUGUCCAAAAGCGUCACUCACCAAGUAAACUCUCCUGGGUUCUUUUGUAGCUCACUCUCUCUUCUAUGUGCAGAAGGAAUCUGCUGCAAACUUUGGAACUCGGACCCGUUAGUAGAGUAGAGUAGCCAAUGUUAGUCGGAAGAUUGAACAAAAACGAACAAAAAGUCUGCACUUGGUUGUAACUCGGCCUGUCCACUCUGCUCCUGUGAAAGGGUCAACUAUCGAUUUCUGCAUCAUAGUUUGAGUGCUGCAGCAGAACCUUGAAGUCUCGGACUCUCGGACGAAUCUUCGAUCAUAGUGUGUUUAUUAUUUUCGUACUCGACCUGCGUCAGCGUCAGCUAAAUCACCAGAAGUAGCAAAAUGUCUACCGUCGACAAGGAGGAGCUGGUCCAGAAGGCCAAACUGGCCGAACAGUCGGAACGAUAUGACGAUAUGGCACAAGCGAUGAAAUCAGUGACAGAAACCGGAGUAGAACUAUCAAACGAAGAACGAAACCUGCUAUCUGUCGCUUACAAGAACGUCGUUGGUGCGCGAAGAUCGUCAUGGCGGGUAAUAUCGUCUAUCGAGCAAAAAACGGAAUCCUCUGCCCGCAAACAGCAACUGGCCCGGGAGUACAGAGAACGAGUCGAAAAGGAACUUAGGGAAAUCUGUUACGAAGUAUUGGGCCUGCUGGACAAAUUCUUGAUCCCCAAAGCGAGUAAUCCAGAAAGCAAAGUCUUUUACCUCAAAAUGAAGGGAGAUUACUACAGAUACCUAGCCGAGGUAGCCACAGGAGAGACCCGUAACACCGUAGUAGACGAUUCCCAAGCCGCGUACCAGGAUGCCUUUGAAAUUAGUAAAGGCAAAAUGCAGCCAACACAUCCCAUCCGAUUGGGUCUCGCGCUCAAUUUCUCAGUCUUCUAUUACGAGAUCCUAAACUCUCCCGACAAAGCCUGCCAGCUGGCGAAACAGGCGUUCGAUGACGCGAUUGCGGAACUGGACACACUGAACGAGGAUUCCUACAAAGACUCCACCCUGAUCAUGCAAUUGCUGAGGGAUAACCUUACCCUGUGGACCUCGGACACUCAAGGCGACGGCGAUGAACAACAGGAAGGUGGCGAUAAUUAACCAAACUAAAAUUAAUGAAACAAAAAAACACACACACACUUAAAUAUAAUAGAAAUUCCUUUUGACUAAUUAAUUAAAAACAAAAAGAAAAACAGGACAAAGAAAGAGAAAACGAGAGAGAGGAAAACAAACGCAAAAAAUUAUUUCUUUAUGAAAUUGCUAAAACACACACACUUUCUUUGUGCGGAGAUCUCUCACAGUAAGAGACAGUAGAGAGAGAGAGAAGAAAAAAAGAGAAAACAAAAAUACAUGUUUGUAUGUAUGUUCUAUUUAUCUCCCCUUCCUGGUGAAACGUUUCCAUUUGGGAAGCAUCCGAAAAAUUGAAACUUCGUUAAUACAGUUUCACGUCACAGAACAAUUGUUGAGUUUUGUUUUCUUUAUUAUGAAACAGAUCGCGAAAUCGUUUUCAUCACUCGAUAUUUUAAAUAGUCAUCAGCGGAAUCUAAAGCAAAAAGGUUAUCACAUCUGAAUUUUUUCCUUUAGUAAAUAUCACUCCAGACACAAAGCAGCGAACUUUUCAGCCUUGUUUUUUUUUUAUACAAACUGUUGCGGCGCAUUUCCAAUGCGGUUUCAGUUUUUGUUUUUCUGUGUUUGACGUUUUCGGCUUUCGCAAUGUUUACUCAAAACAUAAUAUAAACCGAAUUGUAUUAUUCUAUGCCUCUGUGUCCCCUAUACGAAAAAAAUAUACUUAAAAAAAUCAAGGAGAAGAAAAAACGCACUUCUAUAAAUGUAAACAUCCCGAUUGAAGUUUUUUGUGAUUCACUCUGGAGCGCACGGAGGAUGCCCCUGACAGGGAGGGGCAUCAGUGCAUUCCGCGUAUACAAUUUCCAUCCCUUUUUACCAAACUAAAAGAAGAAAAAACAAAUCGUUAACUGUAAUGGCAGAGUAUAAAACCAACAGUCUUUUUACGCAUUCAACAAUCGAAAAAGGAAGCUAACUUACAACAUCGUCUCCGAAGAACAACACACGGAACAGCAAGAGGAAAAACUAAAGAACACAAACAUCGUUCUUUGAAACAGAAAAAAAACAACAUCAUAUGGAAAUUAUUACUCUAAAAAAAAUACAACAUCAGCAAGAGAAGAAAGAAGAAUAAAACGCGCAUAAUGUAAGAAAGUUUUUAUUAAAAGGCAGAAAAAAUUAAAAAAAUAUCCAACCUUUUUAAAAGGAGAAACCUUUGGCUGAACACAUGCUAGCUACUACAACUCGUUCCGAAGAAGAAUUGUAUCGAAGGAAUCUUUUUUAAUUUAUGGCGUUCACAAAAGUACACAGACACACACUCACGAUUUUUCAUGUAUUAUAACAACAGCAAAAAAAAAACUAUGAAGAAAAGAACAAAAAACAGCUAAAUAAAGCAGAACAACAUUAACUGUCCGAUUAACUGGAGGAAAAUUUGCUUGUGAUAUCAAAAUUGACUUAUCCUUCGGCUCCGCUCCCAGUCAGUCAGUCAGUCAGCCAAAUGGACUGUUUUUUCCACUCAACCGCUGAACCGUUUUGGAUCCGAUGAUAUUGGUUCACAUCACAGUUAUUGGGAAUGGUUUCGAAGGUCUUCAUUAGACCAGACCAAAGUGUGACACACAGUUCUCCCUCCCCGUCGGUGGAAAGCUGUUAAUCAUCGUUCGAGAAAAAGGUUUCUUCCUCGUGAUCCUCCCGUUCGUAACCGAUCAGUGGUCGUGAGAGUAUCGUCCCCAAACAUGAGUGUAAAAUGUUGUGUGUGUGUGGUCAUUCUAUAGUAUAAGCGAGCGGGAAACACUGAGACUUGCACCACACACAAGCAAGUGAACCCGUCGUAAUUGGCAACGUAAUUUGGUUUUUAAUAAUGUCUAUCUCUGCUCGCAUAGUCAACCACAGAGCUAACCUGUCAGCUAUCGGACUGUGUGCGAUAGAACUUGGGUUUGGCUUGGGAAACCACACUUCUUCAAGCCAGCCUUGCUGAUUGGUGUUGGCACUAGAUUCGAUAUUAGAUACGCGAAAUAUACCGACGACUAGAGAUAUUUAAACAAUUUUAUUGUUCCUCGAUUUAAGGUUGCUUGACCUAUAGAGCCAGUGGUUAUCGAAUGAAAAAAGAAGGCAGUUUCAAGCUAUUUAUUUACAAUUUUUAUGUCACCCCAAUCCUAUUUUUCUGGUUUUAUUUUAUUUUUUGUUGACAAUAUCAAUCCACAACCGUUAUAGUCAAAGUUUGAAUAGGUUCCCUCGACACCCCAAAGCCAUAGGCAGUUCAAUAGAUAGAACGCGCUUCGCUCAAUUGGAGCGCACUCUUGAUACAUACUUUCUCGCUCACCCGGCACUUAACAGAAAACGCUGACAACUUUAUAUUUACAAUCAGUGCUACCUAAAAGAAAACCCGCAGAGCAGCGUACAGUACUAUAUUACUUUAAUUUAUUGAUUGCAUUAAACGCAAACGUUUCAACAGUAUAGAAACAGAAAAAGACGGCUAAAACCAUCAGCAGAUGCGAAGCUACUAAGCUUAGCUGAAAGCAAAACAAACAGAAAAAACACUUACAUUUCACAGAACCAGCAGUAAAUGUAAUGAACAAAAAAAUAAAAAUAAAUGAGAAAGAGAAUCAAAAAAAAAAAAUUACUCAUCUUCGUUUUUCGGUAAUAUCGCUGUUUCCAUUCAUUGGUUGUACCAUAUUAAGAAAACAAAGAGGUAUUGUAUUUAAAAUCAAUUAAACAGCUCUAAACUGAAAAUAAAACCUUCAAUAAAGAGACAAAAAACCGAU